Chenopodium quinoa (quinoa) is the source of this 1215-nucleotide messenger RNA. RefSeq lists its product as uncharacterized. The record is from RefSeq and is a predicted model, not a curated record. The transcript is spliced from 4 exons. The coding region runs from base 212 to 976 and encodes 254 amino acids. Gene Ontology annotation, biological process: SCF-dependent proteasomal ubiquitin-dependent protein catabolic process; protein polyubiquitination. Gene Ontology annotation, molecular function: protein binding. NCBI's taxonomy places the organism in Eukaryota, Viridiplantae, Streptophyta, Magnoliopsida, Caryophyllales, Amaranthaceae. Gene Ontology annotation, cellular component: SCF ubiquitin ligase complex.
UUAAAUUUGGUCCAAACACUAACAACGACCUAGAACACUACUGCUAAAUAGGGCCAGAAAAUACGGAGUAUCAUUUUUUCCAACAUAAAAAAAAAUAAAUAAAUAGUCCUAGUCGGUAAGAAAGGACGAUUAAAUAUCCCACUUUAUUUGGGAACUUCAUUCCCUCAACAUGGAAAGUCCACCAUUUUGACAUUUUUUAAACCUGAAGAAGAUGAAGCAGUUGUCGUGCACCCUUAACUUUGAUCCUACUUACGACAUCGCCUUCAAAGUCGCUUCUAUUUUACCGGUUCGAGAUGUUUGUGCUCUUGGAAGUUGCUCGAAAUUCUGGAGGGAAUUAUGUGGAGCGGAUCAAUUAUGGGUUUUGCUGACUCAAGGGAGAUGGCCUUCCCUUAAUUUAUCUGAUCAUUCGUUAAUCUCUGAUAAUUCAAUUUCUGAAUCAUACAUAAAGGGUUGGAAGAAUUUCUAUGUCAAAAGACACCGUGAGUUGGGAAGCAGAAUUGUGAAAUUUGUGGAGCAAUUUUCCUUCUCUGUUUCACUGGAGGUUCAUGACUAUCUCAAAGCAAUUGAAGAGCUCCGUUCAAUGCAGGUGGAAUUUAUGGAUGUGCAGAUGUUUCUGUUCAGGCAAGAGCUGAAUGUGUUUCUGAACUUGGUAGGAUUACACUAUUGUGUCAACUGGCUUGGAGUGCCGCUGCAAUAUGUUAAGGAUGCCCUUCAAUGCUCCGACAUAUCUGAGAGACAAGUUUCAAUAAAAUGGUGGAAAGUAGGACAAUGGUCUAACGGGUUUCGCUUGCGAGAUGAAUCUCAUUAUCGUGUGGUAUCGUUGGCCAACCUUGCUACAAACACACAAGAAGAUGUUCUGGGGGUGCUAUCUAGAGGAGCUGUCUAUGAGGUGAUACGCGUCCAGAUAUCUUCAGCACAUCCACUAUCUGUUACCUGGACAUCCCAGAGCCGGAUGUUGCUUGAGCGUGCACAAUAAGCUUGUUGCCUUCUGUGUGUUUUUAUAUGUUUAUAAUGAUUAUGCAAAUGCUCUUGUAUAUUAAUGAUCAUGCUGGAGAUGUGGUCUGAGAGCAAUACCACAUCCUCUCAAAGCAGGAAAGCAGCAUCACUAAUUCACUAUUAUGGUGCAUUUAGAAAAUGUAUAAAAAUGUAUGACAUGACAUUUGUGUUAAAUUUUAAUUGAGCUCACUGUAUAUGCUUGUAUAUCAUUGAUUUUUA